This is a messenger RNA of Pararge aegeria (speckled wood butterfly), 5657 nucleotides long. RefSeq lists its product as uncharacterized. The transcript has 23 exons. Gene Ontology annotation, molecular function: zinc ion binding. Lineage: Eukaryota; Metazoa; Arthropoda; Insecta; Lepidoptera; Nymphalidae. The record is from RefSeq and is a predicted model, not a curated record. The coding region runs from base 228 to 5357 and encodes 1709 amino acids.
GUUUCUGUCAUAAUUUCUUCCGUUUUGUUUUGAACUUCUCUUAAAUUUUGGGUUUUAACUAUUGAGGUGGUUCCGAGUUGUGAAUUGAAUUUAUUGAAUGCUUUUGUGCUGCCAAUGAACCAAAUUUGUGAAGCUGGCUUUUCGAGUUUGAAAAAGGGUAUAUUGAGCGUACCGACUACUAACUACAAAUUAAAACUGAAAUAACAUUAUUUAAGUUAAAAGCAAUAAUGGACACGAAAAUAAAAAAAUGUUGCCCAAAUUGCAGUCAAUUGUAUCAACUAAAACCUGCAAAUUCAAAAUCAAACCCCAAUAUUCCAUUGUUUCUUGAAUGUGGUCACUCCAUGUGUGAGAACUGUGUCAGGAACAUAGUGAAAUUUGGAGAACCCAUUGAAUGCAAAGUAUGCUUUCAAAACAUGCAAGUUAGCACUUCAGACACAGCUCUGCUGAUACAGAACAAGAUAUUACUUUAUAAAUUGUUUCCUGUUAAUGUUUACAUGGUUGGAGAGCUUUGUUUGCAAAAUAUGGAGUCAAAGGAUACUAAAAAGGGAAUGGUUGCUCAUGAACAUUACAUAGAUAUCAAGUCGCUCAUUAAAAGUACUGAGAUAUCACAAGGUAACUGUGUUGAGUGUCAAGGACCAACAUCGAAAAUGUGCCAACAAUGCGACCAAAUUCUCUGUGACAAUUGCUUCAAGAAGUCUCAUAGGAACUUUGCCAUUUUUAAAAACCAUGUUCUACAAAACAUUGAUGUCGCAAAACAAAAAAAUACCUGCAAUAUCCAUAAAGAUAAACCCCUGGAUUAUUAUUGCAAGGACUGCGCAAAAUCAAUUUGUAUUAAUUGUAUGAUGGUGGGCGGAGACAAGUUCUGUAAAAACCAUGAUGUAACUUCCAUACAAGAAGUGAAUGAAAACUUCUUAUCUGAGAUUGCUGAUCUGACUCCGAAAGUAGAUGAAAUCUUGAGGAGGCUUACUAAAACUGGUGUGGAUAUUGGAAAUUUGCUGACUAAAAUUGAAGAUGAACUAACUUCAUCUGAAUACAUGACUUUACUCAACAAUAUUGAACAACAGUUCUCAAAAAUUAACGCCAUAAUACAAAAACAAAAGGAUGAAAUUACAUUCAAGCUCUGUGAAUUGAAAAACAUUGAAAGGGAAUCUUUAGAAGAGGCAAAAAAUGAUAUCGCUAAAGGAAUUAAGAUAGCAAAGAAGACUUUGGAUACUAUCAACUCUUUGGAUCCAAUGAAAAUGAAUGAGUUGAAUAUGGCAACUGUUCUUGAAGAUGUGAAGGAAAUUAUUAACACACCAUGGUAUUUAAGCCGUGAAGAAUCAGAAAAUCCCUUAAAUUUGACAGUGAAAUCAGAUUUGUAUCCAUUACUAAGUGAUUUCAUAAAAUUGGAGGGGGACGCUUCUCCCAAAUACGAACUGCAGUCUACUAGUGAGCUAUUAAAAUACAUUGAAGUUAUACCGGCAGCACCUACCUCGAUUGUGUAUCCUCCGGAACUGAUUAAGGAUGUGCGGCAGCUUAACAAACGGAAUCCCACAGAAGAGAAUAUAAAACAGCAAACAUUUAUCAAGGAAAUACCAAAGUAUCGCAGCAGUAAGGGUGGGUCAUGUACAUCACUGAAUUCCAUUAACAGUGACUCUUCGCAUAAAAGUUAUCUAUGUUAUGAACAGCGUCGACCUCCUGUGGAACACGUGGCGCCAUUCCCGGACAGUCAACACCCUAAACAACUCUAUGAAGGCUCCCAAGAAUUGAUAUACGUAUCACACAUUGUGGAUCCGCACAAUUUGUACGUACAGCGAGCUUGCCAACAGGGCAAGGUGCAAGAGUUGCUCCGGGAGUUCCGGAACGCCGUGUCCAUGCCAAAGCCCUCGAUCAAACAUAUCGCUGAAGGCAAAGUUUACUUAGUUUACAUAAAAGCUGACAACUUGUGGCAAAGGUGCCGCAUCGUAAGCAUCGACAGAAAGGAAUCCGACAAUCCCCAAAUCAAUGUCUUCUGUGUUGAUUUUGGAAGCACUGAAGUGGUCUCGAUUAAUAAAUUGCGACUCCUGCCGCCAGCUCAUAUCCAAUCGCAACCUCCUAUCGCCAUCAACUGCACUCUAGCUAACUGCGAGCCUAUUAACGGUACCUGGACCAGCGACGAUUCCUUCCUCGUCCAGAACAUUAUUGACAAUAAGCGUGCCGUAAUUCACAUUCGCCAAAUUCGUUCUGCCGCUAACGGCACAAUUAACUUGGUGUGCGAUAUUACAACCUUUGAAGACGGGGUAAGCCUUGCGCAUGCCCUAGCCUUUCAAGGACGCGCGCGCAUUCCUAAAAACCUGUCGUACCCGAAAAUGAUGGGUCUUACUGAGAAACCGAAACUGUUUAUGAAUAGUAAUGAUUACAAACGAAAUUCUGUAGAACAAGUAUUCAUAACACACAUAAUAAACCCGGAUAAUUUCUUCGUUAGAAAGCAACACCACCAAGAGCUCUUCCAAAAGUUGUGUGAAGAUUUAGACCAAGAAUACUCUAUGAGUGUUAACAGGGGAUCUGUUUACUUGCCUGAAAAGGACAUGGUGUGCGUGGUCAACGUGGGGAAGUGCGGACUGGGCAACGAGGUGUUGGGAGAUUGGGCACGCGCCGUGGUGCUCGAAUUGCCGGGCCGCGGGCGGGUUCGCCUUCUUCUGCCCGACAUCGGCGCACAAGUAUUGGUGCACUGGGCCUUGCUGCGCCGCAUACACUCCAAGUUCACCACGCUCAAGGCGCUCGCAACAGAGUGUCACCUAGCCGGUGUGACAGCCCCUAAUAAGAAAUGGAGUCCGGGGUCGGUGCUACUGCUACAACAGUUUAAAGACAAAAUUUUAGAGUUGCACGUUGAAGAAAGUCGCAUACGUGGAUCUCUUGGAGUCACGCUUUAUGACACAUCAGAUGGGGAUAAUGUUGUCUGUAUUAACGCGCAGAUGAUUAAAAACAAAUUCGCUUAUACGUUUGGAAUGUAUAUGUUCAACGAAAACUCUGAAAAGGACGAAUUAGUUUACGACAACAAGUCGCCAUUAAGCGAACCGAAACCUACACAUAAACCCAAAGAUAAUAGUGAAAUAACUAUAUUGAAGAAACCUAAAUCGAAACCUCAGCAACCGAAGGAGGAGGACUUAGAUGCGAAAGAUAAAGGACCGCUCAGAAUAGAAGCCAAGGUUUUAAAUUACCAAUCGCCAUGGCUCAUUUAUGUAUCCCUGGUACAUCAGCAAAAAGUAUUCAAUGAGCUUUUCGAAAACAUACAAAUGUAUUACUCCAAAAAGAAAACUCAAGGCAAGGAAGAUUGGAAAGUCUCUGACCGAUGUUGCACAAUGUGCAUACAGUCGCAGACUUGGCGCCGCGCUGCCAUCCUCGAGAUCGACGGUGGCAAUGCCAAAGUAUUCUACUCUGACUUCGCUUGCGUCGAAACGGUGCCUGUAUCUGACUUGAGAGAACUUCCUCCAGAGUUCGCGUCCGUAGGCGACGCCGCUAUUAUGUGUCACUUGUGUGGUGUGAUUCCCGCCGUCGGUGACGAAUGGCCAUCCAUAACAAAGGAAUUCCUAAAAGAACUACUGGACGUGUACCCACGAGUAUUUAUCACUAAAGUCGGCAAGUUCAAGGACAAAAGUAUGCCCGUAGAAUUGUGGGUCUAUCAUACGAUUCAAGGUGGCGCUCUAGAGCCCAACACUUCGGAGUGGCGAUGCCUAAAUAAAAAGAUCAUAGAACAAGGAUUAGGGAUUCCUGAUAAAUGCAUGCAGUCAGUCGGAGCCAGUGAUGUUAACACUGCCAAUAAUGGAGAUGAUAUGCUAUCAUUUUUAAAUAUAACGGGAUCUGUACGUGAUUGGCUACAAAUUGAACCAAUGCCCAUGAAACCACUCAAGGUUCAACGUCAAGAGUCUGAAAGCAAUAACAGUCAAUCGUCCACACCAUUGCACAUAAACGAAGAAAAUAAAGAAGAACCUAACAGUUCAGACACAAUAUUCAUAUCUGACUGGUUGCCCGCUGAGCCAUUACCGUGUAUUGAAUUCACAGCUAUGCCAACCUUUAUCGACAAUAACGGCGUGAUUUACCUCCACGAUAUAUCACAGCAAGACACACUGGACUUGAUUCGCAAGGCGCUAGACGUACGUUUUAAAAGCCCUGAUCCUAAGGCAAAGUUCGUCAAAUGGACUGUCGGCGAGCCUUGCGUCGCUCUGUUCUUCUUGGACAAUCGUUUUUAUAGAGGCAGAGUUAUAGAAGUCAACGAUGAAACAUCGAGUUGUCUCAUACACUACAUAGAUUACGGCAAUGAAGAGAUGUGCUCCUUCGAAAAUCUAAGAAAGAGCAUCGCCCUUCAUCAGAUACCAAUACAAGCGCACAAGUGUGUCCUGGAUCGCAUUAAGCCUAUUGGAAAAAAUUGGGAUAGGACUACAUUAGACUACAUUCAUAAGUCCAUUGUAGAAAAGCAAUGCUACGUCAAAGUGAGUGGCAAGCCAAUAGGAGAUCUUAUACCUAUAGAUCUCAAAUAUGACAAACUUUGGGUAAACGAUCACCUCGUCGAUUUCGAAUUGGCGGAGUACAAAGAUGGCACCAAAGCUGUCGUUCGAAAAUUUGUCCCAACUGCUAAAGAAAUUGUGAAGAUAGAUGAACCAAUAGAAUCUGACUCCGGACCUGACUACAUUGUCGAAUCUGAUGAUUAUCUAGACCAGUCUUCCGAUUCCCAAAUGUCAGUUCAGGUGAGAUGCUUAGAUCUAGAAGGCAAAGACUGGAAUGACGUCAUGGAGGAAAAUGAAAUCGAAUCUAACAUCGGAAGAUUUGUUACUUUCCCAUCUUUUACUGAUACUGAAUUCCUGUGUAACAUAACAGUGUUGUACGAAAUAAAUAAAUUGGAACUGAGCGUUAUACAUGAUCAUGAAACUACCGUGCUGUACGAGAAAAUGGGUGCACAACUGCAAUUGGAAAGUAACGAGAGUUCUUUGAAUGGUGUAUAUGAAAAUAAAGCAUGUUUAGCUCUAUUCCCGGAAGACAAACAAUGGUACAGAGCAAUGAUCUUACAAUACAGUGCAAUCAAAAAACUAAUAAAAGUAAAAUAUGUUGACUAUGGGAAAAUAGAAGUUAUAUCUUUGAACCAUGCGAGAGAAAUUAGCGAUGAAUAUUUAAAGUUGCCAACUGCAACCGUUACGGCUACUUUACAUGGUGUUAAGGUUAACCCUAGCCUUGAUGAGAAAUCCGUGGCCGAUAAAUUCACGAAAACAUUUUUGGAUAAAGACGCGUUCCAUGUUAAAGUCAUCACACCUCAAGUCAUCCCAAGUGUUGAACUAAGAGAUAUAGACGGAAAAUUAAUAUAUGAGAAUUUAAUAGAAGAAGAAGUGCUUUUGAAGUGUGAUUAAGUUUAUUCCAUUUUUUUUAUUUAGAUGAUCAACAUUUAAGUCUUUUUCCUCUUUAUUUGUUAUUGUUCUAUAGCACAUACUUGCUGACAUAGAAAACAAAGUUUUUCAGUACUUCUCAAUCGUAGUAUUGUUUUUUUUUUUAAACUUAGUGUCAGUAUAUGUCACCCAGAAUAUAUCACCCAGAAUAUGUUUAAUUAUUCUCAAAUAUUGUGAUUUUCUAGUUUCAUCACACAACUGUUUAUAAUCGUUAGAAUUAACUUUUUUCGUUAUAUACCAUUCCAAAUAUAAAACGGCUAUUAA